Messenger RNA from Oncorhynchus kisutch (coho salmon), 1957 nucleotides. RefSeq names its product interferon epsilon-like. Gene Ontology annotation, molecular function: cytokine receptor binding. Gene Ontology annotation, biological process: defense response. Lineage: Eukaryota; Metazoa; Chordata; Actinopteri; Salmoniformes; Salmonidae. The record is from RefSeq and is a predicted model, not a curated record. The transcript has 5 exons. Bases 774 to 1307 code for a protein of 177 amino acids. Gene Ontology annotation, cellular component: extracellular region.
GAUGGCAUCAUCCCCCGCGACAAAGGUUGUUAUUUAUUUAUUAGCAUUUUUUGCAACCCUGAACCCUUUUCCUAACUUAACCUACUUCUCCCAACCUGCUUCGUUAAUAAUUGCUUAGUAUCUAGCUGUAAAUAAAUAAGGUCCACAAUAAAUAUUUUAAACUACCUUUUUAUAUUCCAAUGUCAAUUUGUUUUACAACUAAAUAAUGAAAUGGCAUGUAGGCUACAUGUAGUACAUUUCGAUAACUGCAGUGGAGCAGCUGUGUGGAGUCACACUAUUAUCAUCAUGUUCUUCUUUCUGUAACGUAGUAGCUAUACAAUUAGUUACACGUUCCAUCCCUUGGGAGAGGGGAUAUAAAAAAGUAUUCAUUUAAAUGAUUAUAUUGUAGGCUAUCAUGCCUACAGUAUAAUGCAUAGGCUACUGUAUUUAAAAUGCAUUGCGUGAAGAUCACUGUGUACCUGUCAUUAUAUUAUUCUCUGUUUUGAUGAUGUAUUGGUGCAAAUAAGUAUUUGCAUAGCCCAUGCUUUGAGCAACAUUCUUGCGCACACCUGCAUAGACGACAACGAAACAUUUCGUCAACAGCCUUGCAAGGUGAGGAGAUGGAAUUUUCAAUGCUCUUUCAGUUUCCCUGUUUGAAAUUUCCUUUUGUAUAUAGCCUUAGGAAAUGACAUAUUACCUCAUCUAUGAUAUUUCAAUGAGGGACACUAUAAAGUUAGGGCACGUAGCCCAACGUUUAGAAGUAGUGUUCAGGGAUUUAUCAACUGACUGGACACAUGGCAACUCUUAACGUGUCCUUUGUGGUACAUCUUCUGUGUAUAAUUGUUUUUUACCCGAUUGUGUAUGCUAAAUGCAGUGACCGAAAAGUGCAAAUAUAUUAUCUUUCUCAAACUCGCCAGACCCUCAAUGAUCUUGCCGAGGAGAGGUUACCAAGAGGCUGUAUACCAGAAGCUGAAAGGUUAAGGGUCCAACGUCCAACGCUUCCAAAAGAGGAGGGGGUAAAGGUUUGGACACUGAGACUUGCGUUUCAACUAGCCAGCGAGCUCUUCCAACAAAACCUAACUCUUGUGAAAUGGAAUUCCAUCAAACUCAGGGACCUUCAAGAACUUCUUGCUCGACAAAAUAUGACCUAUUCGGAAUGUGUGAGAGACAUGAGUGUGCAUCUAAACCUUCCAAUUAAGAACUACUUCAAAGAGCUGGAUGACUUUCUUUUACAUGAGCGUUUCAGCGCGUGCUCAUGGGAGGUCGUGAGAGCUGAAAUGGGGAGCAUCAUUUCACAAGCAAUCAAAAAUGCCAAGAAAUACGUGUGAGAGUAGCAUUACUUUUAGUUCAAUUCUGCAUUAAAAUGUAAUUUUGUUUAAUAUAUUAAGUAUGCCACUGUAACCUUUAUAUAUUUAAAUUAUUUAUCCGUGUUGCAAAUAAUUGCAAAUAAUUGCCAUGUACACUAUAAUAUUUAAAUAAAAAGACAAACACGCUUUAUAUUGGGUUAAAUUGUGCUAGCAAUUUUGUAAAAUUGUGUGGUGUGAUGCAACCAACGACCAACGAUGCAAGCAACCCCCCCCCCCCAUUUUAGGGAAAGAAAAGUAUUAGGAUAAAUUCACAUGUGGUUAUUACAGUAGUACAUGGUUUGGUCCCAUAUUCAUAGCACGUAAUGACUACAUCAAGCUUGUGACUACAACGUUGUUGGAUGCAUUUGCUAUUUGUUUUGGUUGUGUUUCAGAUUAUUUUGUGCCAAAUAGAUAUGAAUAGUAAAUCAUGUAUUUAAUGUGUGUCAUUUUGCAGUCACGUUUUUAAAAAUAUAAGGCAGCAGAAUGUGAAAACUUUGCAUAGCUGUGUACUGUAAGAGCGAGCACCAGUGUCAUCGGACCCUCCUCUACGCGUUUCCCCCCUAUGGUCGUGAUUCACCCCACACUGAAGAUAGUGCUUCCGGAGGACUGGUCAUUGGUCAUUGUGGCUCCCC